Molecule: messenger RNA, 1830 nt
Organism: Venturia canescens
Lineage: Eukaryota; Metazoa; Arthropoda; Insecta; Hymenoptera; Ichneumonidae
Product: galactose mutarotase-like
Exons: 5
Coding region: 548-1624 (358 amino acids)
Biological process (GO): glucose metabolic process; beta-D-galactose catabolic process via UDP-galactose, Leloir pathway
Molecular function (GO): carbohydrate binding; aldose 1-epimerase activity
Source: RefSeq, a predicted model, not a curated record
CUACGAAAUCGUACGUGACUCGAGAUCGAUAAAACCGAGACGAAAAAGAUUGGCGAGUGUUUUAAAACUUCGAAAUGCACAUUAUCGUUGUUGGAGAGAAUUAACAGGAUACAUCCGCUAAUACGACAAGCCCCCUGGUAUAUUCGACCAAUUGUCAGAGAUUAUAGUAUGCGCAGUUCUGUCUGGUUGGAGGACCAUUCUUUACAUCGAAAUUAAGGCGACGUGAAAGUGACCUACCGGCAUCGAUGGCACGAUAGUGGCUCGGUCAGCUUCAUAAAACUUUCGAUUAAGAUAAAGGGCAAUAAAACAUGAAAAAAUGAUAGAACGAUUGAUUAGAGUCUUUGGUGUUGCGAUGUCGGUGAGACUCGAAAGCUCAUACACACGCUCGAUACAUGCAAUAAAGUUCAACGAAAGAGUUCUCGCUCGUCUCCGCAGCGGCAUUAUCGCCAACGGCAAGGCCAGUCUUUCCGUUUCGCUCUUGCAGACCACUGUUGAGUCGUUCCACCACACUUUCAUCACCGCUUUCUUCCAAACUUGAUCGAGAAUCAUGGGAUCUUCGGGCAAUACCGUCGUAACGAUGAAACCGUGGGGGAUGUUGGAUGGCAAACAGGUCGAGAUGUUCACUAUGAAAAAUUCGAAGAACCAAGAAGUCGAGUUACUGAAUUACGGAGCAACGAUCAGGAGCUUCAGGACCCCGGACAAGGAUGGAAAAAUCGAGGACGUCGUUCUCGGUUUCGACAAUAUCGAAGAAUAUCUGGCAUCGGAAAACUUGUGUUUCGGUGCGACGAUCGGUCGCGUCGCCAACCGAAUUCGUAACGGACGUUUCACCCUCGACGGAGUCGAAUACAACACUGGAAAAAACCGAAUCACGUAUACGCUUCACGGGGGCAUGAAAGGAUGGGGCUCGAAAGUCUGGACCGCAAAAAUCGUCGACAAUACGGUCGUGAUGACCCUUUUCAGCCCGGACGGUGACGAGGGCUUCCCAGGCGACGCAACAGCGACCGCGAUUUUCAGUCUCGACGACGAAGGCAAAUUCACCCUCGAAAUGAAGGCCAAUGUGACCAAAGCUUCGCCAAUUAAUUUGACCAAUCACGUGUACUUCAAUAUCGCUGGUCAUGGAAAAAAUGCAACGGAAUUGUACAAGCAAACUGUGAUGAUCAAUGCGGAUCGUUGGACCGUGGUCGAUGAAGAAAACAUUCCAAUCGGGGAAUUAAAAUCCGUGGCAAAUACUGUGAUGGACCUGCGAAACCCAGUGGUUUUGGGAGACGUCAUUAACAAAGUACCAGGCGGUGGCUAUGACAACAAUUUUUGUCUGCCAAAUGACAAUGCGGAGAAAAAAAUGACGUUGGUCUCAAAGGUCAAGCAUCCUGACUCCGGGCGAUAUCUUGAGAUUCACUCUAAUCAGCCAGGCGUGCAAUUCUACACCGCACUUUUCUUGCCAGAAGAUGGUACACCUGGCUUGAAGGGCAAAGAUGGACAAGCCUAUUUCAGACACGGGUCCAUGUGCUUGGAAACUCAGAAUUAUCCUGACGCCGUUAAUCACCCUAACUUCCCAGACAGUAUUUUGAGACCGGGUCAAGAAUACCACCACACCGUCACUUACAAAUUUGGAGUGGAAGCCUGAGGAACCGGUUUAUCGAGAGUGUAAUCAAGUGAAAUUUCUAUGAGGAAGGAUGAUUUUUUGCGACAAUUGUCCAUUUUUUUACUCAACGUUUUACAUUUUUCGCACCAAAAUUCAUUUCUGAGAAAACCUAACACCUUGUGAAAUACUCCCGAUGUUUUAUAAUUAUGUGAAAGAUUGAAUUGCAAUAAAUCACGUCAACUACGUCA